This is a messenger RNA of Ceraceosorus bombacis, 2563 nucleotides long. The record is from the annotation of a GenBank genome assembly. Lineage: Eukaryota; Fungi; Basidiomycota; Exobasidiomycetes; Ceraceosorales; Ceraceosoraceae.
AUGAUUCCGCACAGGCCCAUGCCGAUAGCUGGAGGCGUCGGCGGUAUGCCAAUGAGCGUGGGUACGGGAAUGACAGCAGGCGUGACUUCAGAAAUGGGAACGGCAAGCGAUGGCAUGCAUCCUCAGGUCCAUCUGCAGACUCCAGGGCAGUCUCAUCCAUCUCACUUUCGUCCUCAUCAGGGGCAUCAGCCCGGCGCUGCAGGCGUGACCGGUCUGAACGCGCGAGCGAAUGCGCAGGGUGGAGUCUAUCAUCCUCAUCCUCACCAAGCUCUUGCGCAGGAACAGCAUCACGUUCAGCAAGGCAUCCCACCUCAGCUUCAACACCCGUCAGGUUCGGGACAGCAUGGUCCACAAAUUCAUCAGCUCCCACAGAUCAACCAACACUCGAACCCUCAUGCCCAACCCCACGCAUCGCUGAAUGGCAUCUCUUCUCCUCAUCCCAGCAGUGCGGGCGUAUCUACACCUCCAAACGCAGCCAAUCAGGGACAAACCAUGAUGAUUGGAAGAGUGCCGAGCGCAGCAGGAGCUCAGGUUCUUAGCGCGAGCGUGCCCACGCAUCAGUCUGGCGCAGUACCGAAUCAUUUUGCUCCGCAAAGGAGGGCCUCUGGACAGCUGGAGCAUUCAAAUGCGGAUUCUAAUGGCUUCGGUCAGGCGGUUCCUGGCUCAGCACAAACACAGCCGCGCGGAUCAGCUCAUCAAAAUGCUGUCCGACUCAAUGGCAGCUUGCCUGAUGAUCAUUCCAGUCACACCCGAGCCGUUGGCACGUUGGGUGCUCCACCGCGUGGCUUGCCCAUUGCUCCAGCAGGGCAAGUGCAUACGCCCCCCGAGAGUGGUGUGAUGCGCAUGCUGCAGUACUCGGAAGCUCUAGCAGCCGGUCCAGAGGUGAGGAGCAGGUAUUUGCUCGCAAUCAGCCUCACGAACUCGCGUGGGAUAAGCGAUGUUGCUGACCUGGUCGUGUGCUUGAUACCUCAUAGCGAGACACAAUGGAAUACUGGCAGGAUUGGGCGAAGGAAUUCUAUGCAUCCAAUGGCGUGUUUCACUACGUUCUCUGGAAUCCCACCAGCCGCGAACAAAAGGCCUUUGGUGAGUGGCCACGGCCGCAUACAGCCUGUCGGAGAUGUGCUCGGAAGCUUUGUGAUUACACUGUGGGAGCGCUAGACCUAACCGCGGUGACCCUUUCGUCCUUCAUUAUCAGAGGUGCCGACCUCCGUGCUGCCCAGGUACAUGCUGACCAACUACACAUCAGGCAUGAAGGGUGCAAGUUUACAUCUCGAAGCCCCACGAGAGUACGUGGCGGGGGUGACGCGAUUUCCCUCCUCGUCGUCUCCUUUUGCGACCAAUUCACCAGCUUUUGCGACGAAAUUUUCGCUGCAUCUCGAGCCAUCCUCUGCCGUGACGCAUCUAGUCCAGUGCGACAGGGCCAUCAUCAUGCAGUAUUUCUCCAGCGGCUGGCAAAUACAGCAGAUCGGGGCGUUCAGAGCGGCUCUAGUACCUGCACCGAGAUUGGUUCCUGUUCAAGCAGGCUCAGAAGGUCCGCAUCGGUAUGAAGUGAGACUAAGGCUCGAGUCGUUCGAUUACUCUUGCAUUUCGCACACGAGUUACUUGUCGCACGGUAUGCUAUCCCCUGUCAAGAUGGAACAAAGCAUUCCCAAGGAGACGAUUCAGGCUAUACUCGCUGCCCAUGGUAUUUCUGAUUCGAAUGCUGCGGGAGAGAUGGACAGCAAAGGUGGAUUGGGAGCAAAGACUUCAAAGAAACCGAUGAGAAAGCAAUCCAGCGCCGCAAGUAAGAAGGAAGAGAAAGACAGAGGCAAAGCUGAAGGCGCUGGAGCCACAGCAGCACUGGUCAAGGAGGAAGACAAAGACAGUAACGGCACAAAAAACGAGAGCAGAGACGAUGAGACUACAUCUGGAGCUCCUGGCAGCAAUUCAUUUUUCGUCUCGGUCGAAAAGCUCGAUCUUCCAGAGAGCCCAGUGAACGAAUAUGGUAUCACGCUUAGAGCUAUGAGGUGUCUCGAGGUACGUGCCUGAUGCCGAGUUGAGUACAGCCUCUAGCGGCUGACGCACGCCUCUCGCAAAAUCAGAUCACAGAGAGCGUCUGUCACCUUCGCGCACUGAUGGAUUUCACGCAGCACGAGAACAUUGGUCCCCUGGGUUGGUACCAGUUGCAGGAAGCAUGACAUUGUCUCCCCUCUGCUGACCAUGCCAUAAAACUGCCUCCUUUCCAGAGGGUCUGCGCAAGCUAGCACAGCAGUUCAGGGAACAGCAGCGAAUGUCAUCUGCUGGUGGAUCAGCAGGCAGUAACUACGCACUCCUGCCAGCUGCCGCCAUCAACGCUGACGCCUCUUCCCACCCAGAUCCGACCGCCAGUGGGGAGGCAGAUGCGGGGGCUGGUAUUGGUGGACAAAUCGCAGACAACGCUGCGAAUAAGAGAAAGGGUGCGCCAGGGGAGGCUGCAGGAGGCAACGCGAACGCAGGCAGACUCAACCUGAGCAGAAGCUCCACUCAGCAGGGCUCCAAUGCUAGCCCCAAACAAGUUUCAAGUCCAAUCAAACGCCAAAGGUGA